This is a messenger RNA of Aspergillus neoniger CBS 115656, 1836 nucleotides long. Its product is annotated as alpha-mannosyltransferase. Lineage: Eukaryota; Fungi; Ascomycota; Eurotiomycetes; Eurotiales; Aspergillaceae. The record is from RefSeq and is a predicted model, not a curated record. Gene Ontology annotation, biological process: mannan biosynthetic process. Bases 247 to 1722 code for a protein of 491 amino acids. Gene Ontology annotation, cellular component: Golgi apparatus. Gene Ontology annotation, molecular function: alpha-1,2-mannosyltransferase activity. The transcript has a single exon.
AGGUACUCUGCAGCUCCUUCUUCUUCUUCGACACGCAUGUCUUCUCCAUUCAUCAGCCUCGUUACAUUUCCUCUCGAGCCUUGCUGACGCCUCCCCGGACGCCUCCAAUGCCUUUCCCCCUGCGCUAACGGUGUCUUCUCCGAUAUAACGACUACGUCAGACUGUUCGUGCUAUAUUUUGCGAUCCUAACGAGACCACGAAACCAUUGACAGCCGUUGACAUUCCUGUCGCAACAUUCCAAACACAAUGUUUCCCUCUCGAGCGUUCUUACGAGUGCGCUCGCUAUUACUUGCGAUAUUCAUCCUAUUAACAUUCGCUUGGUCCUAUUCACGAUGGCGCAGCUAUCCUCUGACCGAGCAAGCCCCAUCCAUACAAACACACCAAGCGACUCCCUCGAAUCGCAGACAUACCGAAGGCCACAUCCAAUUCUGGCGUCAAUUCCAGCCACUUCUGACCGCUCAUGAGCCGAAAUGCGAGCCACCUCUGAGAUUAGGAUCGGCGCCGUCAAUUAGGUUCGAACAAUCGAACCCAGAGGACCGCCCGGAGCUGCUGGACAUGCUCCCAUUCGACGUGGAUACGAUGAAAAACGCGCACAGCGGAUUUGUCGAUGCGAUCAAUACCAACCCGCCCCAACUAAACUAUACACAGAACACGCGAGGCUUGGUUUCCACCGCGGGGGGCUCUUACCUACCUGUGCUGGUGAUCUCACUUCGAAUGCUUCGCAGAACGGGGUCGAAGUUACCCGUUGAAGUUUUCCUCGCAAAUGAAGAAGAAUAUGAGGAUCAUAUCUGCGAAGUGGUCCUGCCAUCGCUGAACGCGCGAUGUGUGCUUCUGUCGGAAAUUCUCGACGCCGUCCCAGGCGAUAUGAAGGUCGAGAAAUACCAGUUCAAGCUUCUCGCAAUGCUGUUCUCGUCAUUCGAAGAAAUCCUCUUCUUAGACGCUGAUGCGUUCCCGAUUCACCCACCGGAAAUGCUAUUCGUCAAUGGCCCCUUUCCCUCGAAGAACAUGGUCACUUGGCCCGAUUUCUGGGCAUCCACCGUCUCGUCCUACUACUAUGAAAUUGCCUCUCAGCCGUACCCCGAGAACUCAGUCCGACAGUCCAGCGAAUCCGGAGAGGUCCUCAUCUCGAAGAAGACGCACAUGAAGACCCUUCUCCUCAGCACCUACUACAACAUGUGGGGUCCCGAUUUCUAUUACCCAUUGCUUUCGCAAGGCGCCGCCGGAGAAGGCGAUAAAGAAACCUUCGUCGCAGCCGCCAUGACCCUCCAGGAACCAUACUACCAGGUCUCGGAGCCAAUUUGCGCCAUCGGCCACGGCACACAGGGCGGUCUGGCCGGCUCCGCGAUGGUGCAGUUCGACCCCAUUGAAGACUACGCUCUGACGCAGAAGGGCGAGUGGCGAGUCCAUGGAUCGAAGGCGCCUGCCCCCCGAGCAUUCUUCAUCCACGCCAACUUCCCCAAGUUCAACCCGGCUACUGUGUUCGACAAGCAGGCCGUGAACCCGGCUUUCGCGGAUGACGGGAGCUACACGCGCGCAUGGACAAUACCCGACGAGGUGAUCAAGGCCUUUGGCACUGAUAUCGAGAAGCGCUUCUGGGAUGAGAUUCUCUGGACGGCGUGCGAACUUGAGGAUAAAUUCAGUACUUGGAAGGAUAAAAAGGGCAUCUGCAAGGGGGUGAAGAACUAUUGGAAUGCUAUGUUCGGUAUUGGGCAUUCCCGUUGAGUUAGGGUCGGUCGGUUUCCCGAUUUCAGCCUUAUUGGUGCUGGUCGCUCCGUGAGAUGUGUGGGGUGUAUCUAUCAUCACCUACCGAUGUGCACGAUCCCCACGAGACGAUAU